This is a messenger RNA of Linderina pennispora, 1323 nucleotides long. RefSeq lists its product as uncharacterized. The coding region runs from base 1 to 1323 and encodes 440 amino acids. Gene Ontology annotation, biological process: regulation of telomere maintenance via telomerase; telomere capping. Gene Ontology annotation, molecular function: telomerase inhibitor activity; G-rich strand telomeric DNA binding. The record is from RefSeq and is a predicted model, not a curated record. NCBI's taxonomy places the organism in Eukaryota, Fungi, Kickxellomycota, Kickxellomycetes, Kickxellales, Kickxellaceae. Gene Ontology annotation, cellular component: chromosome, telomeric region; nuclear telomere cap complex. The transcript is spliced from 2 exons.
AUGGGUAUUAUCGCCGACCUGGGCGGCUCAGCCGCCGCAAAAAUCACCUCAACCGAAGAAUACCAGGAUGCAUUGCAGCGCAGUUUUCUGACACCGCUGGCCCAUGCAAGCCCUGGAGACCAGGCCAACAUAAUCGGCGUGGUCACGCACUGCACAGAGCCCAAGGAGACACGCACCCACGACUACUCGGUCUGCAUAAACCUGGUCGAUCCCUCACUACCGCUUGCCGGCUUUCUUCCCUGCAUUGCAUUCCGCGCAUCACUCAACCAGUGCCGCAAUCUGGUAUGUGUUCCCGGCGACAUAGUAGUAUUUGACCGAGUCAAAAUCCAAGUGUUCGAAAAGGCGCAUCAGGCCGUCGGCUUCAAGGACAAGGAGGCGGAUAUAGUGCGCGUGGGCAUGUCGGUGGCCAAGAUGCACCCAGUGGUCAGGUAUCUGCGCGAGUGGUGGCAGCAGCGACCGGUUAGCGAAAUCCUAAUCCCGGCCAAGAUGCCAUUAGAGCAUAUGGAGGGUAUGCGGACAGAGAAGCAGAGGCCGGAAGUCACCAGCGGCAGCCGACCGCAAGCGCCCAAGCCCAUGUCGGGCUCGAAAAACCUGCAGCAGGUGCACCAGCUGGUUCCCGGGAAUUUUUCCGACAUAAUCGUCGAAAUUCUGCAUGUCACGCACCACGACCGGUCCUGGCACUGCCUAGUCACGGACUACUCUGAGAACCCGCUAGUGCACGAAACCAAAACACCAACCACGCCCGUUGUCGGCGGCAAGCGCCUGGUGCCGUUGAUAAUCAACAACCCACAGUAUAUCCCUGGCCUGCCCAGCGAGCUGUUGCUGAAUGCUUUUUACAAGUUCCGCCGGUGCCAUGUACGGGAGACCGAUAUGGAUGGUCUGCAGCUGAUGAUGAUGCCGGAUGCAAUGUAUCCAGACAAAAUCCUGGUGCGCAUGGUGAAGGAGGACAGCGAGGAUUUGCGUCCGUUGCUGAGGCGCCGCGCAAAGUGCCUGAGGCAAGUGAAGCCGCGCAAAAUGUCAACGAGACAGACGGACUUGGGCGCAGGUACCAACACAGCCUGCUGCACUGGCGCAGGAUCUGUCACCGAGCACCGCUUUGUGCUGGAACUGACCGAUGCCUCAGCCUCUGUUCUGGCCGUCUGCCAAGGCAGCUAUGCAGAGAGAUUGCUGGCGCGCGUGCCUGCCUCGCCUGGGGACGGAUCGCUACGAUCGCUGUGGCCGGCCGGCCAGCCGUUUGACUUUGGUGUGGCGAGUGUGCUGCUGCCGGGACCUGGACCGGCGCAUGGAUCGCUGGUCAGGACGCUGGUUGUGGUCGACAUGUAA